Molecule: messenger RNA, 4754 nt
Organism: Elgaria multicarinata webbii
Lineage: Eukaryota; Metazoa; Chordata; Lepidosauria; Squamata; Anguidae
Gene: SBNO2
Product: strawberry notch homolog 2
Exons: 32
Coding region: 250-4518 (1422 amino acids)
Biological process (GO): macrophage activation involved in immune response; osteoclast differentiation; regulation of inflammatory response
Cellular component (GO): nucleus
Molecular function (GO): histone binding; chromatin DNA binding
Source: RefSeq, a predicted model, not a curated record
ACCCGGAAGUCGGCCAGAGCCAUAGCUGCCGCCGAGAGCCGAGCCGGGCGCCGUGAGGCAGCUCCGCCGCCCCCGAACCUCUUCGCCCCCGCCCGCCCCCGGACCGCCUGUGGGGCGCGGAGAGCCGGAGACGAGGACAUGCCGCGGCACGAAGGACAUCGGUAAAAAAUCCCACCAUCCUCCUCCCCGCAGCCUCUGGGAUCUCUUUCGCCAGCCGCCGGCUUCCCCCAUGAAGCAAUCUAAAGCCUGAUGCCCUCGUUGCACCUCGGCAUGGACAGGGGGAAGACCUACCACCCGCCAUGCCAACACCAGCAGCCCGGCAACACACUGUACGGGAUGCCGGCCCUCCAGCCCCAACCCAGCGUCCCCACCAUCGAGAAUUCUGUUUCCGGUUGGUGGAGUCCGGCCCCGUGUUUGUCCACGCCAUCUUUCCUGAGUGAAAACCAGCAAUAUUACAAUACCACUUGCGAUUUCUACACGAAUUCCAUCAUCGGGCCGCCGUUCUCGGAUUCCAGCUAUACGUCUCCGGGCCUCGCCGACUUCUUGCCCAAAAACGGCGACUUUCCUCAGGAUUCUGCAUACCUCAACGAACUCUCCAGCAACUCCCUCUUCUCCUCCCCUGCGGACUCGCUCUCAGACAUCGCCGACGCUCAGGAAUUCCUGGCUGCCGACAGCCUCAGCCGCGUGCCAACGAUAUGGGACGUCAACACGCCGCAGCAGAACCAAAUAGAGCUCUUGCCUCCCGACUUGGGAGGUUUGGAAGGCCUACCGGGAAUGGAUAACCACGUCCCCGCUGCUCAAGAGACGCCUCUCCUUUCAAGCAUUCAGUCCCAAACUCAGGUAGAGGAGGAGGAGGAAGGCGACGACGACGAAACGGAGGAGCUGGGUCACGCGGAGACGUACGCCGAUUAUGUCCCGACCAAAUCUAAACUCGGGAAGCAGCACCCCGACCGAGUGGUGGAGACGAGCACCCUCUCCAGCGUCCCCCCUCCGGACGUCACCUACACCCUCUCCCUUCCCGAUUCCAUCGCCGACAACGGGUUACUCUCCGCACUACAGCUGGAAGCGAUCACGUACGCCUGCCAGCAACACGAAGUUUUGCUCCCCAACGGGCAAAGGGCCGGCUUCCUCAUCGGGGACGGCGCCGGGGUGGGGAAAGGCCGGACGGUCGCGGGAAUCAUCUUCGAGAAUUACCUGAAGGGAAGGAAAAAGGCUCUGUGGUUCAGCGCCUCGAACGAUCUCAAGUACGAUGCCGAGAGGGACCUGAAGGACAUCGAUGCAGCAAACAUUCCUGUCCACGCUUUAAACAAGAUAAAAUAUGGAGACACAGCUACCUCGGAAGGAGUCCUAUUUGCCACUUACUCCGCCCUGAUCGGCGAAAGCCAAGCGGGCGGCCAGCACCGGACCCGGUUGAAGCAGAUUCUGGAUUGGUGCAAGGAGGAUUUCGACGGUGUUAUCGUGUUUGACGAAUGCCACAAAGCCAAAAACGCCAGUUCCACCAAGAUGGGCAAAGCAGUAUUGGACCUGCAGAACAAGCUGCCCCUCGCCAGGGUCGUCUACGCCAGUGCCACAGGUGCCUCUGAGCCAAAGAACAUGAUCUACAUGAGUCGUUUGGGGAUAUGGGGAGAUGGCACUCCCUUCCGGCUGUUCGACGAAUUCCUACACGCCAUUGAAAAGAGGGGUGUCGGCGCGAUGGAGAUCGUGGCCAUGGACAUGAAAGUCAGCGGGAUGUACAUCGCCCGGCAGCUCAGCUUUUCGGGGGUCACCUUCCGGAUCGAGGAGAUCCCCCUGGACCCGGAUUAUAAACUCGUCUACAAUAAGGCAGCUCAGCUGUGGGCAAAAGCCCUGGUUGUUUUCCAGCAAGCCGCCGACCUCAUCGGCUUGGAGUCCCGGAAGUCUCUGUGGGGACAGUUCUGGUCCGCUCACCAGCGCUUCUUCAAGUACCUUUGCAUCGCUGCGAAAAUCCGUCGCCUCGUCGAGCUGGCCAAGGAGGAGCUCAGCAAAGACAAGUGCGUCGUGAUCGGCUUGCAGUCGACGGGAGAGGCCCGGACCCGGGAAGUCCUCGACGAGAACGAGGGGCACCUGAACUGCUUUGUUUCCGCUGCCGAAGGCGUCUUUCUCUCACUAAUUCAGAAGCACUUUCCUUCAACCAAACGAAAAAGAGAAAGAGGAACUGGCAUUAAAAGAAAACGGAAGCCCAGGAUCCGCUGCCUCGCCAAGGUCUCCAAGCCCGCCUACGACCUCGCCAGCACCGGCGUCGUCAUCAAGAUCAGCUCGGACAGCAGCUCCGACUCCGAGCCGGGCAUGGAAAGCGACUUCAACUCCUCGCCGGAGUCCCUCUUCGAGAACGACGACGUCAUCUUCGUGGAGCGCAUCACCACCAGCGCCGCCGUCAACGGCUUUGCGGGCGAGGACCGAGGCGGCCUGUACCUGCAAAACCCCCAGAAGGAGAUGCACGGCGCGGGGGCGCUGGAACACGUGGAGACGAUGAAGCAGGGCCUCCUGUCGGAAGUGAAGGCACUGGGCAAAGAACUACCUCUCAACACCUUAGACGAACUCAUCGAUCACUUUGGCGGCCCGGAAAGCGUGGCAGAGAUGACCGGGCGGAAAGGGCGCGUCGUGCGGCGCCCCGGCGGCUCUGUUGUGUUCGAGUCGCGGGCCGAGCAAGGGCUGUCCAUCGACCACGUGAACCUCAAGGAGAAGGAGCGCUUCAUGAACGGAGACAAACUCGUAGCAAUAAUUUCCGAGGCCUCCAGCUCAGGGAUCUCUCUUCAAGCGGACAGACGGGUAAAGAAUCAAAAGCGGCGCGUCCACAUGACGCUGGAACUGCCUUGGAGCGCCGACCGGGCAAUACAGCAGUUCGGUCGAACGCACCGCUCCAACCAAGUUUCCGCCCCGGAGUACAUCUUCCUCAUCUCUGAACUGGCCGGGGAGCGCCGGUUCGCGUCCAUCGUGGCGAAGCGGCUGGAAAGUCUUGGUGCCUUAACUCACGGGGACAGACGAGCCACUGAGUCCAGGGAUCUCAGCAAGUACAACUUCGAGAAUAAGUAUGGGUCCAGAGCCCUGGACAAGGUCCUGCUCACUAUCCUCAACCAGUCGGAGAACAAAGUCCCGGUGCCCAAGGGUUACCCGGGAGGAGACGCCGCUUUCUUCCAGGACAUGAAGCAGAGCCUCCUUUCGGUCGGGAUCUGUUGCAAAGAGAUGCGUUACGGCUUUGUGACGGUGGAGAAAGACUGCUCCAUCACCAAGUUCCUGAACCGCAUCUUGGGCCUGGAGGUCCUGACGCAGAACCUGCUCUUCCAGUAUUUCAGCGACACGUUCGACUACCUGAUCGACCGGGACAAGAGAGAUGGCAAAUACGACAUGGGGAUUUUAGAUCUAGCUCCCGGCGUUGAUGAGAUCUACGAGGAGAGCAAGGAGGUUUUCCUGACACCAGGCCACCCCCAGGAUGGACAGGUGGUCUUCUACAAGAUCAGCGUUGACAGAGGCCUGAAGUGGGAAGAAGCCUACGAGAAGUCGCUCCAGCUGACGGGCGCGCACGACGGCUUCUACCUCUCCCAUAAGGUCCGAGGCAACAUGUACACCUGCCUCCUGGCGGAGCAGAACCGUGGGAAACACUUCACCCUCUACAAGCCAAACAUUGGCAAGCACAGCCAGACGGAGAGUUUGGAAAUCCUGCUGAAGAAGUACCGGCAGGUGUCGCCGGAAGAGGCCCAGAAACACUGGGAGGGCAGCUACGCCUUCUCCCUGGAGUACUGCAACCACGCCGUGUGGAACGGGAACUGUAAAGUGGUCCAAGAGGGCAAGGAGUGUUUCCAGGGCACGCGCCUACGCCACUAUUACAUGCUGUGUGGGGCGCUGCUGCGGGUGUGGAGCAAGAUCGCCAGCACCAUGGCUGACAUCACCAACACCAGCUACCUGCAGAUCGUCCGGCUCAAGACCAAAGAGAAGAAGAAGCAAGUCGGCAUCAAAAUCCCGGAGAGCUGCGUCCAGCAAGUGAGGAAGGAGUUGAAGCAGAUGGACGAAAGCGUCAAGCAGAAGCAGAACCAAGCCCUGGUGGCGGCGGCGGCGGCGGCGGGGCCCGGCCUGCCUUUCCCGCUGCUCCCGCCCCUGGACCUCAGCCAGCCCGCGGGGGUCUCAGGCUUCCUGCCCCCCCAUCAGGACGAAGUCUUGGACUUGACUUACAGCCCUCCCAGCGACGGACUCCCGGACUUCUGGACCGAGGCGUCCCCCCAGAAUCCGCCGCUGCAUUUCAGCUUCCCCUUUGACGGCGCCGGCCUGGCGGGCAGCCUGCCCCUCGCCCCCCCGCCCCAGCACGAACACUUGCCCCCGGCCCCUCCUCCCCCGGAAACCUUCUCUGUGCCCGGCUCGGACAUCAACUACAAGGAGCUCUUGGAAGAGAUGCUGAGCUCGCUCAACGUGGGGCCCGGGGACGCCGCUGCCGCCGCCGCCACGGGGCGCGAAAGCGUCAUCCAGUUCGGGGCCGGGGCCUUCUCGAACUUCUACAACCCCAGCUGAACCGGCAGCGGAGGACGAGGAGCAGCGCGGGGGAGCCGAGGAGGGACACCCCCCCACGCCCCGGACGCCUCUUUGGCCCGGGUUCCAGGGGCGGGGGGAUGUCGUGUGUUCUUUUUAAUACCGGCUCACGCCGGACCACUUCUGUCUUUUUCAACAGGGAUGGGACGAGCUAGCAGAAGCAAAAGUUUAUUUAUAUAUAAUAUACAGUCGACACCUGUACUAAAUUUUUAUAUCUA